UUACAAUAAUACCCCUAACAUUAUAGACUUUUGAAGCAUAACUUAACAUUAGAAAAAAAAAACAAGUAACCCUAGCAAGUGAUAUAUGCUAAUGUAAGCUUCCACAACACUACCAACUUCAUUUUCUACAUCAUUUUCUUUCCCUUUUCCUCCCAAAGCUCAAACCCUUGCAUUAUUAUCACAUGGCAACUUCACUUCCAUUACUCCCUCUCUUACUCCUCCUCUCCCUCGCCACCGCCUCCGACUCCUCCACCCUCAACUCCUUCGUCUACGGCGGCUGCUCCCAACUCAAGUACUCCUCCUCCGACGUCGCCUACACCUCAAACCUCAACUCCCUCCUCACCUCCCUAGUCAACUCAGCCACCUACAUGGCCUACAACCACUUCGCCAUCGCCGGUACCUCCACGCACGAGGUCGUCUACGGCCUCUACCAAUGCCGUGGCGACCUCUCCAUGCCGGACUGCGCCACGUGCGUAGCCAACUCGGUUAGCCGUCUAGGAGCCUUAUGCCCCGGGUCAUGCGGCGGGGCCAUCCAACUCCAAGGGUGCUACGUUAAGUACGACAACGACACCUUCAUCGGGGCCGAGGAUAAGACCGUGGUGAUGAAAAAGUGUGGACAACCUACGGGGAACCAAGAUAAGAUUGCGAACCGUGACGCGGUGUUGGAAGGGGUGGUGGGGAACGGAGGAGGGUUUUAUCGAGCCGGCGGGUCGAAGGAUGUGGCAAUGAUUGCGCAGUGUGUAGGGGAUUUGAGUGAAGGACAAUGUCAAGAUUGCUUGAAAGAGAGUGUUGAUCAAGUAAAGACGGAAUGUGCUACGAGUGGUAAUGGUGAUAUGUAUUUGGAAAAAUGUUACGUUAGGUAUACUAUUGGAGGUGGUCGUGGAUAUUUCAAUAAUAAUGGUAUUGGAGGAACCGAUGACAAAAAUAGGGGAGUGAAAAAUUUUGCACUGGUAAUUGGACUACUAGCUGCAAUUGUGAUUGUCAUCAUAUUUCUCACUUUCAUUUGCCGAGUUUUCGCUGGAAGUAGUAAAUAAAUGGUUAAAUUAUCAUCGACUUUACAUCCAAAAAGAAAAUGGCUACUUUUACAUACACCAACCCUUCUCAUCUUUUUUUUUUUCUCUACAUAAUGUCUACUUUCCAUCCAUUCUUGCUUCUCUUUAAAUAUGACAUUAUUAUUACUCUACUAAUGUUAAUGUUGCUUUUUACUCUAUAUAUAAAUAUUUUUAUAGAUAAUAUUGUAUUCUUUCAUCAAGCAAAGCUUUUAUAAAGGAAGAAAUUAAAGCAAAAAAAGAGGAUGGAUCUGUGUACAUGACUCUGCAUAUUCAUGCAAAAAAAAAAGGCAAGAGGAAUCCACAAACUUAACACACUUUUGUCAAAGUUUUAAUUUUUUGUAGUAUUAAAGUUGCAUUGUCUGAUGUUAAGAUAUGCCACAUGCAUUUCCUUAAAGUUGCAUGGAAGUUAUGUUGUUAUCUUUAUGCAUUGGAUUCCGAGAAAUUUUACUACAUCGUUCGUUCUUUAAACUAUUUAUGUGUGAUAUU
Messenger RNA from Chenopodium quinoa (quinoa), 1538 nucleotides. Its product is annotated as cysteine-rich repeat secretory protein 60-like. Bases 183 to 1034 code for a protein of 283 amino acids. Lineage: Eukaryota; Viridiplantae; Streptophyta; Magnoliopsida; Caryophyllales; Amaranthaceae. The record is from RefSeq and is a predicted model, not a curated record. The transcript has 3 exons. Gene Ontology annotation, cellular component: plasmodesma.